Molecule: messenger RNA, 1609 nt
Organism: Paramuricea clavata
Lineage: Eukaryota; Metazoa; Cnidaria; Anthozoa; Malacalcyonacea; Plexauridae
Source: the annotation of a GenBank genome assembly
AUGCAAGAGAAGCAAGUAAACCAACAAAUACAAUCUGCCGUUGGCGCAACCCGUAAACAGUUUGACAUACAAAAGCAGCUCGCCUCGAAGUAUUAUCAAUUGUGGAGAGAAAGCGCAAAAACAAUUCGUAGUCAAGGCAUUGAGAAGAGGAACAAAAGAGUUAGUAUACAUAAGGGAAUUCUGAUAGUAAAGUCAGCUUUCUUUAUCUUAAUGCCGUGUUACGCUUGUGGCAUGGCCUCUAUCACGUGUACAGCUGGAGGAUAGAUGUACAGCUUCUGGGCUGUAUAUAUUAAAGUGACCCGCAUGUUAAAUUUGUCUUGCUUCGUCUUUGGCAGAAAAAAUGGGGUUUUUUAUAAAGAAUGCCAUAUUUUAUAUAAUACUGAAAUAUUCCUUUGAUACCAUGAAAUUAUACUUCUCUAGUGAUGGUUCACAAAAUAAUUUUCCUUUUAAUUAAAUAACUAUUAAAUAAUUAUUACACAGUUUUUGAAAAUUUAUAAUCAUGCAGGCACUUUGUUUCAAAGUUUGUCAAUUUGCGCAACUACUGAUAUGAAUUUGCCUUAACCGCAACUACUGAUAUGAAUUUGCCAGUCCUUAACUAUAAACUAUUAAUACAUAUAAGGUCAUUUAAAAUAAAAAAGUUAAUACUUAAUUAUUAUUAAAAGCGAAGAUUUACACUUUUAGUUUUUACUAAAAAAUUUACGAAUAUAUAUAGCUACAGUAUUCUAUAUUGUAUACUAGUUAUAUCUAAUUUUAAAUGUCAUUUUGAUUAAAUAUAUAAGCAAUCACCUGCAGUAGAAAUAAAAAACUUACUGUAAUUUGCUUUUUUGCAUAGAUACUUUGUGCAGCUGGUCAAGAAAAUCCAAAAAACUAUGCUAUUUCAAAAAUUAUACCAGGAGAAAUACAAGGCAUAGACGCUGAUAGCAGUAUUGUUGGAGCUGGGACGUAUGGUCAAUGUGUGGUGAAAAUGUUUACACGGCUUGGAAUCCAGGUGAUCGAAAAACAACUUCACGAAGGUAGCCUAGACGAAAUUUAUAAAGAAGCCCAUUAUAUCCAGUUGUUUGCUCAUCGGUGUGUCCCACAUUUAUUGGGGGUACAAGUUGAGAAAAAACCUUUCUCCAUUAUAAUGGAAUUUGUUGGUGACAAUUUGGAAUCGAUGACUAUCCAUAAGCUGCUUUAUAAUAGCAAAUUCAAGCACAUAAGUUUAUCCAUAAGCGAUUGGUUUCAGGUGUGCUAUGAUAUUGUUGAUGCAUUACAUCAUCUCCGUCAAAAAGGGUACUUGCAUUGCGACUUGAAGACAAACAAUGUAUUGAUUUUUGAAAAAAAAGGUUACCUUGUUGAUUUCGGCAAAGUGAAGAAAAUCACAAAUACAUCAACGAAAAAGUAUACACAAUUAUAUCCACAUAUCGUGCCAGAAGUAUUGAAUGGUGCACCAGCUAGUCCUGCUAGUGACAUGUAUUCCAUGGGGAAAAUCUUUCUUUGCAUAGGUGACAAAUUAAAGAAUGAUCACCUUUUGUCCAUUGGCAGAUUGUUCAGUGAUUCAGAGCCGACAAAAAGACCAACAAUCACAGAGUUGAUAAGACAUUUGAAAUCCGGCAUGACCAUAUGCUAG